CUUAUUUCUACUGAUUGGGUCGAAGAAAGUUGCCUUGGAGGUAACGGUGCUCGAUAUAUUUUGAAUGUGUACUCUUGGCGUUGUUUCUUGGCGAUAACGCACCAAUGCUUGAUUUUGGAUUUACUAAUAUAAGUCGAUCCCGGGCGAGUCGUCACUCACAACUGCUACCAGUGCAACCGGGAACAUAUGGGCGCACAGAAUUAACAGGUCGUGGAGGUUACACAGAUUGCUGUAUCUGCCUUGCAUGGACACCAAAAGCUCUCGUUGAAGACGUGCAUCUGUAAUGGCUGGGUUGUUCGAGUCCAAGCUGACCGGAGUCAAUACCCACGAGACGUAUCUGGACCAUUUGCGAGGUCGCGAUUUGAUGUUGAAAUUUACUCACCUAUUUUCAGUACAGAUGACCCGACGACAGGGAACGACUAGAUGGAGCCUGCGUUCUGUUUUCCUCUACCAUGUAGUCUUUUCUCUCUCACACUCGCCCCGAAAUUCACGGUAGGUUGAUGGUAUCCUCACUGCCCAAUAAUCCGAGAGAGGGAGACCAGACCAUUGCUCUCGCAAUCUCCACGGGUACAGUAAAUGGAACACAAACCUGUUGGAAUUGUCAAUUUUCCGAUCGAUGCUCCAGCCGUUCAGCCUGUGCGCGGGUCUCUCAUUGGUUGACCUUCGUUCUGUCCCCGAUAUAGAGUUUUUCCAACAUCGACAGUCUCAUGGCCACCAGCCUUUCAAUGCGGAUGCGUGAGUAAUGCGUUCCAUUUCC
Messenger RNA from Stereum hirsutum FP-91666 SS1, 757 nucleotides. RefSeq lists its product as uncharacterized. Bases 284 to 496 code for a protein of 70 amino acids. Lineage: Eukaryota; Fungi; Basidiomycota; Agaricomycetes; Russulales; Stereaceae. The transcript has 3 exons. The record is from RefSeq and is a predicted model, not a curated record.